This is a messenger RNA of Hipposideros armiger (great roundleaf bat), 1950 nucleotides long. RefSeq names its product cytochrome P450 family 2 subfamily D member 6 (gene CYP2D6). Gene Ontology annotation, molecular function: iron ion binding; heme binding; oxidoreductase activity, acting on paired donors, with incorporation or reduction of molecular oxygen, reduced flavin or flavoprotein as one donor, and incorporation of one atom of oxygen. Gene Ontology annotation, cellular component: intracellular membrane-bounded organelle; cytoplasm. NCBI's taxonomy places the organism in Eukaryota, Metazoa, Chordata, Mammalia, Chiroptera, Hipposideridae. Gene Ontology annotation, biological process: xenobiotic metabolic process; arachidonate metabolic process. Bases 181 to 1878 code for a protein of 565 amino acids. The record is from RefSeq and is a predicted model, not a curated record. The transcript has 11 exons.
GCCGCCUGCAGAAGUGCAGGCAGCCGCCCUGCGGGGACCUCAACUCGCUGUGGGCCGGUCAGCACCUCGAGUCAGAUUCAAACUUGCCACGGCCACAACGAGGCCGAAACCCAGGACGCUGGGCCAGCAGCCAGCCAGGUGCCUGGUGUGGUGAGAGGUGCCAGUGUGCCCAGAGGAGCCAUGGGCCUGCUGACUUGGGAUGCUCUGGGGUCCCUGGCCGUGGCCAUAGCCAUCUUCUUGCUCCUGGUGGACCUGAUGCACCGACGCACACGCUGGGCCGCACGCUACCCACCGGGCCCCAUGCCCAUGCCUGGGCUGGGCAACCUGCUGCAGGUGGACUUCCACGACUUGCUUUGCAGUGUUACCCAGGUGAGGAAGGUUGUGGGAUGGGGACCCCACCUGGCGGCAGACAGCGGUUGGGAGGCGAAGUCACAAGCUGGACCAGGAGCAGAGCCAAGAAGAGGCAGGUGUGACAGUGCAUUUGUGCCUGGCCUGAAGAACGGUUGGGGUUUUCCAAAGCUGCGGUCCCGCUUCGGGGACGUGUUCAGCCUGCAGCUGGCCUGGACACCCCUGGUCGUGAUCAAUGGGCUGGAGGCCGUGCGCGAGGCGCUGGUGUACCGCAGCGAGGACACCGCCGACCGCCCACCUAUGCCCAUCUACAAGCACCUGGGUGUGGGGCCGCACUCGGAAGGGGUGAUCCUCGCGCGCUACGGCAAAGAGUGGCGCGAGCAGCGGCGCUUCUCCGUGUCCACCCUGCGCAACUUCGGCCUGGGUAAGAAGUCACUGGAGCAGUGGGUGGCUGAAGAGGCCACCUGCCUCUGUGCCGCCUUUGCUGACCAGGCCGGAAGCCCCUUUAGCCCGAACGCCCUCCUGAAUAAAGCCGUGAGCAACGUGAUCGCCUCCCUAAUCUAUGGGCGCCGCUUCAAGUACAAGGACCCGCUCCUCCUCAAGCUAUUGGACCUAAUGGAGGAUGCACUGAAGGAGGAGUCAGGACUCAAGAACCAGUUGCUGAACUCAGUCCCGAUGCUCAUGCACAUCCCAGGGAUGGCCACUAAGAUCCUCCCAGCGCAGAAGGCCUUCAUGGCCCUUCUGGAUGAGCUGGUCACCGAGCACAAGAUGACCCGGGACCCAGCGCAGCCACCACGAGACCUGACUGAUGCCUUCCUGGAUGAGGUGGAGAAGGCUAAGGGGAGCACCGAGAGCAGCUUCAACGAUGCAAACCUGCGCCUGGUGGUGGCUGACCUGUUCACUGCCGGGAUGGUGACCACGUCGACCACGCUGGCCUGGGCCCUCCUGCUCAUGAUCCUGCACCCAGAUGUGCAGCGCCGUGUCCAGCAAGAGAUCGAUGAGGUAAUAGGGCAGGUACGGCGACCAGAGAUGGCCGACCAGGCCCGCAUGCCCUUCACCAUGGCCGUGGUCCACGAGGUGCAGCGCUUUGGGGACAUCAUCCCACUGGGUUUGCCCCACAUGACAUCCCGUGACAUCGAAGUGCAGGGCUUCCUCAUCCCCAAGCAUCCCCCAAUCCAGACCCCACCCAUAUCAGGCAUCUCCUGCCAGGGGACGACACUUAUGCUCAACCUGUCCUCGGUGCUGAAGGACGAGAAGGUCUGGAAGAAGCCCUUCCGCUUCCACCCGGAGCAUUUCCUGGAUGCUCAGGGCCACUUUGUCAAGAAUUCAGCCUUCAUGCCCUUCUCAGCAGGCCGCCGCUCGUGCCUUGGGGAGCCCCUGGCCCGCAUGGAGCUGUUCCUCUUCUUCACCUGCCUCCUGCAGCGUUUCAGCUUCUCGGUGCCUGCUGGGCAGCCCCGCCCCAGCGACCAUGGCGUCUUUGCCUUCCUGGUGACUCCGUCCCCCUACCAGCUCUGUGCUGUGCCCCGCUAGAGGGGGACACCAAGCCCCCAGCCCACUCUCAGCUGGGGCCCUGAUAUACAAUAAACCAGUCUGGUGGCUCCA